Messenger RNA from Entrophospora sp. SA101, 1356 nucleotides. NCBI's taxonomy places the organism in Eukaryota, Fungi, Glomeromycota, Glomeromycetes, Entrophosporales, Entrophosporaceae. The record is from the annotation of a GenBank genome assembly.
AUGCAACAACCACAACCAUCAACAAAUGACAAUAGUAAAUCUAUGGAUUUAGAUGAUGAAAAAAUGAUGCAAUUGGAACAAAAUAAAAUUCUUUUAUUUAAUUGUAAUGAAAUUGUUGACUUCAACAGUGGCGAUAUUAUUUUACCAACAAGAAUAACUUGUUAUUGUAGACAUCAUAAUGAAAAAGUUGGAUUCCGAAUAAAAGAUCAUACAAAUGAUGUUAUUGCAACAGGAAUGUCACCUCCUAUCAUGAUAACUGAUGAUCAUAAAUCAUCUAAAACAAAGAAUGGAAUAGCAAAAAAACGUUUAAGAACUAAGCAUGGUCGUUGUAAUAUUGUUGAUUCAAAUAAUUCAUCUAAAAAAAAAUUAAAUGAUAGACAACGUCACACACCUUCCCCUCCUCUUCCUUCUCCUACCACAACCUCAUCUUCUUCUAGCAGUAUUUAUGGGAAUAGCAACAACAGUCAUAAUAAUUUAAUGAUGAGCAUUUCGCCGAUUGAAACUCAACCAGAUUCUUCACUAUUAAACGUUAUUCCAAAUGAUGACUCAAAAGACAAUCUGUCGUCUUUAUCUCCAUCUCCCGAAUUAUCAAAAAACAAUAUAAAAAAACAACAAACUCCUCCUCUAGAAACCACAUCCAAUUUAAUUUUUUCACCCAUUCCUCAUGUUCCACAAAGUCUAUCUAGUCUUUCAAAUAAUGCCAGUGUAUUAUCAUUUCAUCAAUACCAUCAAAAUCACCAACAACAAUAUCCUCACCAAUUGCACAUUCAUCAACAAUUUGAUCAACCUUCUAUUAUGGAAACAUCUGCUUCUCAAUAUAACUUUGCUCCUUCAAUAAACAAUGAAAAUUUAAACAUUAUUAAUCUAGCAUCAAUAAACAGUUCUAAUUCUAUUUAUGAUCCAACACAAUUACUACAAAAUUUUGGAUGUGGUUCCACGAGAUUUAACAUUAACAAUACAAACACAGGAAAUGAUGCUGAUUCAAUAAGAUUUCACAGUUCACGUAUUCCUAAUAAUUCAAGACCUUUCUAUAACUCAAAUGGGAACUUAACUAGUGCCUCGGCUUCCAUAAACCAGAAUGGUACAAUAGCUGAAUUCCAAAUACCAAGGAUGAACAAAUUAAUUCCUUCGGAAGGUCCUGUACAUGGUGGAAUUGAAGUAACUGUUUUAGGAAGUAAUUUUUAUGAUGGUUUGACCUGCGUUUUUGGUGAGACACCUGCUUUUCAAACGCAAUUUUGGUCUCCAAAUGCUUUAGUUUUAGAUACAGAUCGUGCGUUAAUGGAAUUGGCAUUACAAGUUAUAGGAAUGAAAAUGACUGGAAAAGUUGAAGAUGCGCUUAAUAUUGCCACAAGAAUU